AUGAAAUGCUGUUUGCCUUCAGACUGUGGUGUUCCACUUUCCAUAACCAAUGGCACUGUAGAGACUCCCAAUGGAACAACAUAUGGACAGGAAGCAGUCUACACGUGUAACAAUGGCUACGAUAAGUUUGGGUCAACCCAGGUUCUGUGCACGGCUAAUGGCGUCUGGUCAGAGCUACUACCUAGCUGCAGAAAAACCAGUUGCGGCAGCCUGUCCAACCCAAAUAAGGGCAUAGUGCGGGCUUCGGAAACAACGUUUGGUGAGAUUGCAACGUACAUAUGUUUCCAAGGUUACACUCUGAAUGGCACAGUGACACGGACAUGUCAGGCCAAUGGCUCCUGGUCAGGGUUGGCUCCUGUUUGUGAUAUCAAUGACUGUGGCCGUCUUCCCAGUCCCACUAAUGGCAGUGUUGAAUUCAACGCAACGACAUUCAUGAGCAUUGCGCGGUAUCGGUGUGACACAGGAUUCACGCUUCAGGGUUUUGUCGUCCGUAUAUGUCAACAGACAAGCGAAUGGUCUGACCAGCCUCCUUCAUGUCAGAUUAUGAACUGUGGUAGUCCACCUGCCCUUGAGAAUGGAGGACUGUUGGCAUUACCGGAGACGACCGUGUAUGGAACACUUGUCACAUAUAUCUGCAAUAUCGGAUACGAGCCUACCGGGGACACCAAUGUUACUUGCACAGAGACCAGAGCCUGGAGCAAGCUGCCAACAUGCCAGCUUGUUGAUUGUGGUCCACUGCCAGACAUUGAGAAUGGUCAAAGCUUCACCUUUAAUGGCACAGAGUAUGGGGCAAUUGGUGUGUAUGUUUGUGAGACAGGGUACCUGCCCAACGGGACGACCUCACUAACCUGUCUGGCUUCCAAAGAGUGGAGCAGUGAGCCACCCACCUGUGACAUUGCUGACUGUGGCCCUUUGCCAAAUGUGACAAAUGGAGUGGUGUUUCUACAGGGCACACAGUACAGGGACACGGCGCAGUACACAUGUGACACAGGGCACCAGAUUAACGGAUCCACCGUACGCCUCUGUCAGGCGGACCAAACAUGGAGUGGCACGGAACCCAAUUGCACCAUCAGGGAUUGUGGACCAGUAAGUGGACCAAAAAAUGGAAAAGUAAUAUUGACUUCGAAUGCCACAACAUACGGGAGUGUGGCAGAGUUUAGCUGUAUCCCAAAGCACGAGAUUCUCGGGUCCAGCAGUAUUGUUUGUAGGUCUGACGGAACAUGGAGUGGACAGACACCAACAUGUCAACUGGCUGUUGGUUUCCGUGAGGUAGCAACAGAGGUUACAUUCAACCUGACUGUACCAGCCUCAGAUGACCUCCGCAACCAGUCCACAUAUGAAUCCUAUGUGCAGGAAGUCAGGAAUAAGUUGCUGGCCUUCUACAGGAAACUCCUAGGAUUCGACAUUGACAUCAUCAUUGAUGACAUAAGGAAUGGCAGUUUAAUUGUUGAUUUCCGUGUGGUGUACCCCAACGAGACUGCAGCUGGACAGGAGUUGUCCGUGGCAACACAGAACCUCACAGCCUCUACAGUUGAGCUCCGUAACCAGACUGUAGGCACUGAUAGCGCAUCUGUGAAUAACCUGCCGAUAACUGGUGCAAGUGCUGACCUGGAGACACUGCUGUGUAUUGCCUACCAAGCUACCAUUGGUGCAUGCUCGCCAGGAUAUUUGUGCUCUGUGGAAAAUAACCUCCCAAAUUGCAGACCAGAUCCCACAACAGACUGUGGUCAGCCACUGGGCAUAGCCAAUGGUCAGGUGGAGGUACUCAACGGAACGCUGUAUAGUGCUAAGGCGACCUACACCUGUAAUGUUGGCUUCACAUUAAAGGGUGACUCCAUCCGAACUUGUGAGCCAGUCGGGAGCUGGUCGAAUGCCGAGCCAACAUGCAGAGUGACCGACUGUGGAACUCUGACUGCCCCUGCCAAUGGCGAGGUGUUUGCCCCUGGAGGGACAAUAUAUGGACGGAUAGCCAACUACAACUGUGACCCUGGCUUCAGCAUUAUUGGAGCCAUCAGUGUCACAUGUGAGAAAGAUGGGGCUUGGAGCAGUGACCCACCUGUCUGCAGGGACACCAGGUGUGGCAGCCUGGUAAGCCCAGGAAAUGGCAGUGUGUUCCUGUCCACAGACGGGAACACUGCGGUCUACAGUUGUAAGGAAGGAUUCGACCUGGAUGGUGCAGCUUUACAUACUUGUCUUGCGUCUAACAUUUGGAGCGGGGACCCACCCACUUGCCAAGCUAUAGAUUGUGGAACUCUACCUAACCCGGCCAAAGGCAGUGUGGACCAGACCGAGGGCACGCUGUAUGGAGCCACCGUCACCUACAGCUGUGUUAUCUUUGGUUACAAAUUGAAUGGCUCCGACACACGUACCUGCAAGUUGGACGGGACCUGGUCCGGCACAGAACUGACUUGUGAACAAAUAGACUGUGGUCCACUGAUUGCUCCUGAGGAUGGCAACCUGGUGUUGUCAGGGACAUUGCUUAAAAACACGGGCAUUUACAGCUGUAACCUUGGUUACCAGCUCCAGGGUCAGGCAACACUCACAUGCCAGGAGUCAGGCUGGUCACAUCCCGCACCUAUCUGUUUAGCGUCUGGUGACUGUGGGGUUCUGACCAUCCCAGUCUCUGGUCAAGUUGCCUAUAAUAAGACAACAUACGGUGCCCAGGCCAACUACACCUGCUUGACUGGGUACCGGCUGGAAGGCCCUGAAUCCAGAAUAUGUCAGUUGAACAACACGUGGUCUGGUUCCCAGCCUGUCUGUUCUAUCAUAGACUGUGGUUUACUGUCAAACCCUGCUGGUGGGUCAGUUGCACUGACAAAUGGUACGACAUACGGCAAAAUUGCGACCAUCACCUGUAGUUCUGGUCACACCCUGGUUGGUCCGGCCACGGUCACCUGUCUCAAGUCUCAACAAUGGUCACAUAACUCUACAUGCCAGAUACAGGACUGUCGGACUCUACCCAACCCCAGCAAUGGUGCAGUGGAUACUGUGGCUGGUACCACUUUUGGCUCCACUGCUCAGUACUCUUGUAACCCUGGGUAUAGUCUGCAGGGACACAACUCCAGAACAUGCCAGGAGACAGGCCAAUGGUCUAGUACAGCACCAACCUGUAACAUUAAAGAUUGUAAAGCUCUAGCAGACCCAACAAAUGGGAAUGUAGACCAAUCCCAGGGCACUAAAUAUGGACAGACGGUCACAUACACCUGCAGGGCUGGGUACCAGAUAGUUGGGAUGGGUACCAGACUGUGUGAGGCAGACGGACAGUGGACGGGCUCUCCACCAACCUGUGUGCAGAAAUUAUGUGGAGUCCUAUCUGACCCAGCCAAUGGCCGUGUGAGCUUGUCCCAGGACAGAUCUGUAGGCUCUGUGGCAACGUACACAUGUAACACAGGAUUCAAGAUUCUGAAUGCAUCCCUUGGGAACACCAGGACUUGUGGGCAAGACAGCCAGUGGACAGGCAAUGCUCCAACAUGUGUUGCUGUUGACUGUGGUCCACUGUCCAAUCCAUCCAGUGGACUACUAGAGCUCUCAGCAGGGACUGGAUAUGGUAGCUCAGCCACAUACACAUGUAACAAAGGCUACAUGGUGAAGGGACCCAGUAUUCGUAUAUGCCUUGAGAGCGGGAAUUGGAGUAGAUCCCCACCUGAUUGUGCUGUCACAGAGUGCAGUGGUCAACUCUCAUCUCCACGACAUGGUAAGGUGAGAUACCCAGAUGGGGCCUUGUAUGGGUCAGAAGUGGUUUACUCUUGUGAGUCUGGCUACCAGCUGAGAGGGGACGUCAGGCGCAGAUGUCUCACCAAUGGUAGCUGGGAUGGGGUUCAGCCUCGCUGCAAGAAAAUUGAUGAAUAUGGGCUGGCCAUAGGUCUAGGUGUGGGACUGUCCGGCACCAUCAUCCUCAUCAUCCUGGGCGUGGCUCUGUGUAUGCUCUACAGGAGAUACUUCAUACAUCAACACAGGCCUACGAAAACGAAGAUACUGGUGCCCACAUACUCCAUCCCCGCCUACCCUGAAACCCAGUACAUGGAGGCACCGUCUCUCCCCCUCAAGAUGACUGCCUCUGGAGCCACCACAAGCCAUUAUGUUCCCCUCGGCUUCAGUCACAAUAGGGCUGUCACUGUUGAGGACAACGAAAGCAGUUUCUCCGAAAGGCGAACUUUAGACCGCACGUACAACAAUAAUCACCUGCCAGGGGAAGAAUAUUUCCAGUACUAUCCCUCUCACCAAUUUUGAUGAGCAGAUUGCCAGUAGAGCAGCAAUAACAGGGACCAUAUCAAAACUCCACUUCGAUACACUAUAUCAGCAAUAACAGAGAAUAUCAAAACUCAACUUGGAUACACUAUAGCAGCAAUAACAGGGAAAAUAUCACAACUCAACUUCGAUACACCAUAUCAGCAAUAACAGAGAAUAUCAAAACUCAUCUUGGAAACACUAUAGCAGCAAUAACAGAGAAUAUCACAACUCAACUUGGAUACACUAUAGCAGCAAUAACAGGGAGAAUAUCACAACUCAUCUUGGAAACACUAUAGCAGCAAUAAUAGAGAAUAUCACAACUCAACUUGGAUACACUAUAGCAGCAAUAACAGAGAAUAUCACAACUCAACUUGGAUACACUAUAGCAGCAAUAACAGAGAAUGUCACAACUCAACUUGGAUACACUAUAGCAGCAAUAACAGAGAAUAUCACAACUCAACUUGGAUACACUAUAAACAACUACAGCAAUUAAAACUUAGAACAUAUCACAACUCAAUUGGGAAACCUAUGGACAUAAUAAACAACUAGAGCAACUUUAGCUUAGAACAUAUCACAACUAAGUUUGGAAAUCUAUCAAUAUGAUCAACAAUAGAGCAACUUCAUGUUCGUAUAACUAGAACUAUAUUAAAAUUUAUCCUGGAAACUUACCAGAAUGAAAAACAUGGACCAUACCACAACUGAUUUGGAUGAUUGCCAGAUUAAAACACCCUUAUAGCAAGACAACCGGGACCUUUCUCUCCAUAUCGAAACAACACUGAAAUGAAAUGCAAAUACUACUGCAUUAAUGAACAUUCACUGUUAUAUGUUUUUUGUUUUUUUUCAAUGAGCCAUUAUUAAGUUUCUGUUGUCAAGGUGCAGUGUUAUAUUAAUAUGAUCUUUUGUUAAUGAUGUUCUGGAAAGUGUGCUUUUGCUUGAGU
Mya arenaria is the source of this 5168-nucleotide messenger RNA. RefSeq names its product sushi, von Willebrand factor type A, EGF and pentraxin domain-containing protein 1-like. The transcript is spliced from 28 exons. The record is from RefSeq and is a predicted model, not a curated record. The coding region runs from base 1 to 4230 and encodes 1409 amino acids. NCBI's taxonomy places the organism in Eukaryota, Metazoa, Mollusca, Bivalvia, Myida, Myidae.